AUUCGUCAAGAGCACCUGUCUUAAAAUAACUAAAGGGGAUAAGAGGCACGUAAACAUAUUUAAUUAUAAUAUUAAGGCCCCCCACAAACGCGCGCACACACCUGUCGUUAUUGACGAAUGUGCGUGGCGUUCAUUGUUCGAUCUCGGCACCCAUUGCCAGCACAAGCGCAUCGGGCCUAAGAAAAUCGCCGCGUUUCAUAUCGAAGGGAAGAGACGCUCGGUGGGGGAGGGUUGACGACGACGACAAAGAAGAAGAAACAUCGUCGGGUUCAUGGCGAUGUCAGUGGCAGAGAUGGGAGACCAACGUGGCCGAGGAGGGCCUCCCCGCGGGCGCUACAUGGCUACGCACUACCGCGGACGUGACGGGCCGAGACAAGAUGGUAGUUGGGAAGCGAAGGGCGACGCGGGCAGUGGUGGCAUAUACAUCAACGGCUAUGGCCCGGACGUAACGAUGCUGACCAACGGCUUCGAGCGGGGAGCUGUAUAUGGCGGGCGUGGGGGGCGCGGAGGGGAUCGGGGCCGUGGGGGUUUCCGUGGCCGUGUGGCAUACCAGCACGGAGCGCCCGCCAACACCGGCUACAUGGUGUACGAGCGACGUGAUAACGGCACGGCCGCGUGGGGCGCUCCUAACGAGCCCUUCGCAAACUACCCCGGCGUCGGCGGAGGCAUCGGUGGCGGCAUGGGAGGUGGCAUGGGAGGUGGCAUGGGCGCGGGAAUGGGUGGGGGCAUGGGAGGGGGCAUGGGAGGGGGCAUGGGGGUUGGCGGUGCCCCGCGCGGCGGACGUGGGGGAGUAGGGCGCCCCACACGCUACGAGGGCUCGCGUGGUGGAGUGGGCGACCAGCAGCGCGUCUACCGUGGCUCCUUCCCCGGAAAUCGCUUCGACCGCAGCGCGGCGGCGCAGCAGCAACAACAGCAGCAGCCGGCGCAGCACCUGGACUGCAACACGUACCAGCCACCACCGGCGAGAGAUGGAAACACAUAUCAGCCCCCGCAGGCUAGCAGUGGAAGCUCGUACCAGCCACCAGCCCGUGACGGAGUGAGCUCCUUCCAGCCGCCGCUGCCUCGUGACACCGCCACGGCGGCCGGUGGGGGCGGCGGUGGAGGAGGAGGGGGCGGCCCCGGAGGGGACGACUGGACCAAGCCUCUCCCUCGCAAUGACCGUAUUGAGAAGGAGCUGUUUGCCGGCAGCAACACAGGAAUAAACUUUGAGAAAUAUGACGACAUCCCGGUGGAGGCUACGGGUAACGACUGCCCUCCGCACAUCGAGAGUUUCCACGAGCUGGAGCUGGGAGAGAUCAUCAUGAGCAGCGUGACGCUGUGCCGCUACGAGCGCCCCACGCCCGUGCAGAAGUACGCCAUCCCUAUCAUCAAGGCCAAGCGUGACCUCAUGGCGUGUGCACAGACCGGCUCUGGAAAAACGGCUGCUUUCCUCCUCCCGAUCCUAAGUCAGAUCUACACCGGAGGGCCAGGCAAGGUGGUGGAAGACACCAAGAACCCGCAGCUUCUGCCACAGGAGACGGUGAAGUAUGGGCAAAGGAAACAGUACCCCAUGUCGCUUGUGCUGGCGCCAACUCGGGAGCUGGCACUGCAGAUUUACGACGAAGCUCGCAAGUUUGCGUACCGCUCGUGCGUGCGCCCUUGCGUGGUCUACGGGGGAGCGGACAUUGGGAACCAGGUGCGUGAACUGCAGAAGGGCUGCCACCUGCUCGUGGCCACGCCGGGCCGCCUCGUCGACAUGAUGGAACGCGGCAAGGUCGGCCUCGACCACUGUCGGUACCUGGUCCUGGAUGAAGCUGACCGGAUGCUGGACAUGGGAUUUGAGCCGCAGAUCCGCCGUAUCGUGGAGCAGGACGUGAUGCCGACCAAGGGCGAUCGCCAGACCCUGAUGUUCAGCGCCACCUUCCCCAAGGAGAUCCAGAUCCUGGCCCGUGAUUUCCUGGAAGACUACAUCUUCCUGGCGGUGGGGCGAGUGGGAUCGGCCUCGGAGAACAUCACUCAGAAGGUCGUGUGGGUGGAGGAGAUGGACAAGCGCUCGUUCCUGCUCGACCUCCUCAACGCCACCGGGCGGGACUCGCUCACACUGGUGUUUGUGGAGACGAAGAAGGGAGCGGACGCGCUGCAGGGCUUCCUGUGCUCGGAGGGCUACUCCUGCACGAGCAUCCACGGGGACCGCUCGCAGCGCGACCGCGAGGAGGCGCUCAGCCUCUUCCGCACAGGCCGCCGGCCCAUCCUCGUCGCCACUGCGGUGGCAGCACGUGGGUUGGACAUCCCGAACGUGAAGCACGUCAUCAACUUUGACCUCCCGAGCGACAUUGAGGAGUAUGUGCAUCGCAUCGGACGCACGGGACGAGUCGGCAACCUGGGCCAAGCGACGUCGUUCUAUAACGAGAAGAAUGAGAACAUGACGCGGGAGCUGCUGCACCUGCUGGUAGAGGCGCACCAGGAGGUCCCCUCGUGGCUCGAGACGAUGGCUCAGGAGCACCGCAGCAAGCCGGCACGCGGGCGCCCCAAGCGCUUUGCCGGAGGAUUUGGUGGGCGAGACUACCGGCAGACGAGCGCCGGUAGUGGCGGAGGGACGUACAACGCUCACCAGCGCGGGGGCCCGCGGGGGGCGCCAGGGACCACGACCGUGUGCAACCCGGGCAUGGUGCGCGGGGUCGGGGCUGGGCAGCCCACACGGGGGUUCAACCGCGGUGGCUAUGGGAACUUUGGCCACUUUGCCCCCCAGCCUAUGCCAGGCGGUUUCCCUAUGGCGUACGGAGCCCCCAUGGAUUGGUGGACCAGUUAGGCCGGCCCGGUACAUGGCACGAGUACACAGCCAGAGUACACGAGAGAGAUGAAUUUCACGAGCACACGUCGUGCGUACACAGUAGUGACACACAUGACAACAACACGAGCACACCGCCUCAACAACACAAGUACACAGCGAGAUGAGCACACAGCAACAGCUUGUACAUAGCUCGAGUACGCAAGCUAGCACAGCAGGAUUAAUAUUGUGUGCACGGUGGGAUGAGUAUACGAUCAUAUAACGUGAGUACACACUCACAGGUGGUAGUGCAAGCACAAGUUGCGUAGUAGGACAUGGGCACGCAGUGCAGGUAUACGAGGCUGACGCACGAGUGCAGCAGACGCACACGUGUGUAUGUACGCAUGUGUAAACACAGGCUUGUACACACGUUCUCACAAGCUUACUAGCUUACAUGCGUACUCGCUUGUGUACACGCGCACGCACGCAAGUACACACACACACACGUGUCCACGCAUUUGUGCACAUUUACACACACGUACACACUUGCGUACACGCGUACGCACUCGCACGUACACACACCUUUACAAAUACUUGCAUGUACGCGCGCACACAGGCUCCCCUCCGACCUUGUACUCGUGUUUAACAAGACAUAGUUUAAACGUAUAACAAGUACCGACUCCUAAUCUUCUUCUCUUCUUCUUGAUGAUUAAUUCUGAUUUGCUUAUUAAAGUGUUACAUUGACUUAGCUGCGUUUGAGGUUAGAGUAGCGGUUCCUUAAGUGAUUACAAAAAAAAACGCGUUUCGCUAGCGGCAUAACGACGAGGGGACAGAAUUUUUAUUUUCUUCUUAGAUUCUUUUCUCUUCGAUGAAACGUCGAAAAAGGUUUUGCAUGGGAAUCCAACCGAUGCACUCGCACCUCGGGGGAGAGGGUUUAGCCCGGCACCACGACACGACGCAGAGUGGACCGAAUGGGCCAAAGCACCACCACACCCACACCACGUCACGUUACGGGGAAACAAUUUUCAGCGUCGUUCCGCCUGUCUAAAAGUUCGAUUGACGUAGAGAGGCGCCGGGAUUUAGCGUCGCUCCCACUGAUGUUCCUCGUUGGUCGGGGAUGUCUUGAUAUCUUGACCUCCUGACCUUUCCCUGUCCCCACAAAGCCCUAACCUGUGUAUCUCUAAUCCUAAACCCAAAGCAGCCCGAACCAGCUUAGCCUCAUUGUCUAACACGGAGCUGGUUUGGUCUCGUAUGAUUAUAGCGGCAAACAGGCCCACAUCCUCUACACUGGGUCUGACCCAGCGGCUCUGAAUUAAAAACAAAAUUCAGCAAAGGGUUUUCGUUUGCUCGCGUUAAUGAGAAGGGAAAGACAAACCAGAGAGAGAGAGUCCGAGGCAGUUGCACUCUACAGACAUACAGGAUGCACAGGCACGUGACAUAGCGUGGAGCACACACACACACACAAGGCAUAAAUGCACUGACCACACACACAUGCACUGACCUGGGCAUGCACAAACACACACGCAUAGAAUUAGAUACAGGAUAACGCAAACGGCACUCACACAUACUACACAAACACUCACUAAAGAUAAACGCACACAAAGAGCACAUGGGACACGCCACACACACAGCACGUCCAUCCACAAUUCUGUGCGAGUGCAACUGUCGAUUGCAAAUAUUGGCUAUGUGAAGAUUUUUUUUAUAUAUAUGAAUAGCCAUUCUUACUGCUCUGCUAGCACCUCUCUCUCCUCUCACACGUUACCAAUGUUGGGUUUUGUUGAAACGGUAAACAGGCGGCAGGAACAAACACCCGUGAACUCUAAAAAUUCCCGGAAAAAACUCCUCUGCCGCGCUUAUGCGGCGGUAGCAUUGAGGUGAUGGUGGUGGUGCGAUCGGGCGCCAAUUCGUGCCGACGCACGCACACACUCUCGUCUCCCUCGGAAUUCUCCGCAUCCACCUACGCACACACAUGCACACCCUGUACUCACACCAGGAACGCCGUCAAGCAGGACAGGACGUUCACGAUGUUUGGGUGUGUGGGUAAUACGUGCAGGUGACUGAGUGGGGAGUUUUCCAGGCACUCGUUUGUAUCUCAAGCUGUCUUGCAUUUUGCAGUUCCAGGUGAGGUGCGUGGUGGACAGCCUGUGCCACAGCGGGUGAGGAGGUGGUGGUGGUGAUUUUCUGAUUGGUUAGCGAAGUGAGUUUAUGCUUGUGCCGACGGUUUUUGGUCGGCAGGCCCCGCUUGGGCGUUUUUUUGUCAGUGAGAAUAGUUGGUAUGCGGUCAGGCAAGUGUCUGUCUGCCGCUGUCGACAUGCCGGCUGUCUCCGCCGAGGUGUGUGCGUGUCUCUUGUCCGUGGAGUUGUCUAUCGGGCAAGGCGAGUCGAAUCGCCGGAGGAUUUGGGUUCGCGGUCAAGUUGUAUCCGUCCGCGGUUUAGAUCCGCGGAUGUGUUUUUUUUUUUACUUUCUUGGGCGAGAUAAAACGUGCGCACUUUGCUGCCAGCGCGACUUAACGGCACCUCCAUAUUACACAGAGCUUUUAAAAGAAAAGAAAAAUGAUAAUCGAUUCUUUUAAUGGGAACUUUGAUCACAACUCUUAAUGGUGCGAUGGUUUUUUUCUGUAUGUCGUCAAGUUUUUGUUCUGUUUUUAAAAAGAGUCCAAAGCUGUGACGCUGCGUGUGGCGUCGUAAGGGUAUGUGUUUGAACUUUUCGGGCCGAUGUUGCGGCCGAUGACCUUGCCAGAGAGCGGCUGUGUUCAUUUGUAAGAGUUUCACCGUGUUUGGUCGUUAAAGAGAGAGAAAGGGGGCGUGUCUUAGGUGAUGGCACUAACACAUGUAUGCACAGACAGGUUUAGACACACACACACACACACGGGGCUAUAGUUAGGUGUCUUAAACAAACAAGGGUCAAGACGGGAAAAUACCACAUGUGGUGUUGGAAUGGACGCUUUAAAUGCAUCCGCAAAUAAUAGGUAAAAAUAAUUUUACGAAAAAACAUGUAAGCAAAACCUAACGGAAAAGUGCGCGGAAUAAUACAAUGUGGAAUUAAAACGCGACAUGUAAACGCAAGGCGGUGGGAAUGAAAUGCGAUCCGAGGGCAGGGACCGUCGGAGACUAUCGAGUGUCCGCAACGUUUCUUUCCGCAAAACUCAAACCACGGAAGGAAAACCUAUUUAAUGGAAGUGUUACCACGCGAACCGCAUCCCCUCCGUUUUCUCCGUCUGCCGCUCUGCUGCGUCGGUGGGGAAAAGAUUAACAAGCGACUCGGAGCACCCGCGUUCACCGCGAACAAACGUGCGAGUGAAUAGAAUAAUUAAUAUUAACGAUGACGAUGAUGACGACAGAGACCCCCCCCCAUCCCUUCCCACCGGUUGACCCCAUGAAGUCAUUAAUUCUGGCAAGAUUCUGGUCAUUUUAGACAAUUCUGGUCAUUUUAGAUUCUGUUUUCUAGCAUUAGUUUUGGUUAUAGCUGAACGUCACCCUUUAGUCCUGACGGUUUUACAAAAGCGCCAAUUUUUCUGAGCCAUGGACUGUUGGUGCUCGGAGAAACCCAGAACUAACGUGACGGGUGGAAGUUGCCUUAUUCCGUGACAGGCUUAAUGCUUGGCCUGUUUUGCAUCUUUGGUCGAAAGGGUUAAAAUUACAGCGAGCUGAAGAACCAAUCGACCCUGCUCAUAUGGGACAACUGACACCUCCCAUCCUCAUGCUUUAGGUGCCUUAGCUUGGCUUGAGGAGUUCUCCGAUUGUCUCCGGUGAGCGGCGGUAAUCAACCCGGGCCCUAAGCAAAUGUGCCCGUGAGAGAUGGGGGUUUUUUUCCCCGUCGUUUGUGACUUAUUGCGAUUUGCUACAGAACACGCGAUUAGUCUCGGUUUACAAAAGUGAGCAUCGAUAGCGGUUCCGUGUAAUUAUUAGGUUUGCACCUGUGGGUCUGGAGUUCUCGGGACCGCUAGAUAUCUUGGGAGUAGGGUCUGUGUCAAAUCAGUAUGCUGACAGGUUCUUAUCUCCUGAGUCGCGAAUGCUUGUUGUACAUAUGCGACUGCAUAAUGCUACUCGCUAGAAUGGGGGGGGCACUGUAGUGACAUUUUGACCUUUGCUCUUUCCCUUGUAACACGUGGAGUAUGCUUCGCUACUACUAGUCACGUGCCACCCGCUCCAGCCUACCAGCGACUCGGAAAAUGUUGAGCGAGAAAUUAUGUCCUUUGUCAUCAUCGUCAUCGAUUGUAGGAGUGUAGUGAGUCGAUGUGUCUCAGCCCGGUCACCGAUGACUUGGCACGUACAAAACAAAAAUGCACUUCCAUUUCUGAAACGUGUCAACGAAAGGGCCUGCCUGUUUUGAAUUAGUUUACUUUGCGUUAAGUUUGUGUAAAAGGUUUAAAGAGGCUAUUAAUGCUAAACUAUGAUAGCUGCUGUGGGUUUGACGCAGAGGCGCCGUCUGUUUUUUUUUCGUUAAUAUCGUGGAAAUAAAAUCUAGCUGGAAAUGUUAGCGAUUUUUUUUUGUUACACUCGGCCUAAUGCGUGAACUUGCGUUCAUCCCUUCCCACCCCCCUUCCCUGUUUAUAUAGCGAAAACUGAAAUGUGACAAUAUAAUUAAUAAAUUGCGCGAUAAUUUAAAACAAAUUCCAAAAAGCACGACCAGGAGGCGGGAGGUGUAAACGAUGCACCAAUACAAAUCGAUUCUCGCCGUCGCGAUAAAUACACGUGCCGAGUCUGUUGUAGAUGAUCGAUGCGUCUCGAUCCGUAUGCUUUGUACGUUCUGGGAUGACGUGAUUCCCCUGCAACCUCCUGAGGACGCGUUCACCGCAAUGUUUACAAAAAUAACCGGUCAUCGAAUCGCGACAAUUCAUCGAUUCGUCGGCGGUGCGUGGGGGUAGAGAUGUGAAUGUCUCUCCAAGUCGGCAACGUUAGUGUAGUUAGUCGAAGCAAUAAUAAGAAUGGUGAUGAUGUCAUAUUUUGUGUUUAGAUGCAAAAAUUUAUCUGAAACUUCGUAACAAAAAAAAUUGGCGGCUAGACGUAAGUGGGACAAGCGGGGUUCAUCAUCACCUGAGCCGUUUAGUUUAUUUCUUGGCCAAAAGAAAUAAAUCCUCCGCAGUGGUAAUUUUUACGCGGAGUUAAACCUCGAUUAUCCGUGGGCACAUUAUUGAGGCGCCAGAUUAAAAUGCGCUUACAAGUUUGGCCUGGUUUAACCAUUACCUGCUUUCGCAUGAUGGGGGGGGGGGGUUCAGGAGAAUUGGCACCCACGUGACCGCAAAGCACGCACAUAAACGGAUUACUUUUAAGAACCCCCCUCAUUCGACAUCGGUAAACACUCGGAACAGCCUAAUCUCCAUACCUUUGGCAACCGCCGCCUUAUCCUGGAUUCCCCGGCCCCCCCUCCCCCUUAUCCCGGAUAAUCGAGCGUUGACUAUUUCCAAAACCAGCAACCACAUUUUGUUUUAAGAGCGCGAGUAUUUAUAUCGUCGCGGAAUGUUUUUUUUAUUGGAAGCUAAAGUGGAGGAAGACGUCAACUUACUUGAAUUGGGUUUAACCUUUAACCUUCGACCUUGCGCUGCUUCGAGAAGUGACCUUUUAUUAUGUGCGCACACACCGUUGUUUAAGCUUGCGGGCCCGACCUUGCGUUCGAUAGAAGUUUCCUGCCAGACUGCGUCAUCGGAGAGCGACGAAAGAUUAAUGUGGUGCCAAUCGUUACAAAAGGUAAUUUUAAAAAAAGGCUUAAAAGGUGCUCACGCCACUGCUUGGCUGUACAAGGACCUCCGCUCACGGGAGCUCUUGAAAGCCUCUCUGUGGAGGGUAUUUAAGAGUAGUGAUAAUUAUAAUUUCAUUUGUUUUAUCUGAAAAAGCCUCACCGAGUCUCAAGGCUCUCCCCUUCUUCAUAGGAGUUGUCCUGCGAUGUUGGGAUGUUUUUGCCGAUUUAACGUUAUUGUAAUGUAUGUUUAAUUGGACGAGUGGUUUGGCUUCAAGAUGCGUUAUGAAAUCGGAGAGCCCGGAGAAAUCCCCACCCGCGUGUGCACACGAUGGGGGGGGGGGGGGGUAAUGACGCUUGAAAAAGCUCCGCUAUACGGACGGGUUUGGCGAACCAACUUGCUGUGUUGCCACCUCGGGAUGAUUGACAGCUCGUGACGGCAAUGAUCUCUAGGUUAGGGUUGUUGGCGUUGUUAGUCUUAGGGUUAGAGUUCAUAGUCUUAAUGUAUGAUUAGCAAGGUCAGUGCCGAUAAUUGUUGGGGGAGAGUUGGCGCUGAUGGUUGUAUGGAAGGAUAGGGUUUUUAGUUUUAAGGGUAGGGGAUAGGCUUAUCGUUGUUGAUUCGUAUGAUGGUAGUGUUCAGAUUAAAGUUAUUGGUGUUGAGAAUAGUAUUCAUAGGGUAGGAGUCAAUUGGCGUUAAGAUUGGAGAAAAUAGGAGGAGCGUUUUUGUGAAUGGUCAUGUUGGGGGAAGGGUUGUAUUGUAAGGGAUAUGAUUAGGAUUGACAUUCAAGUUAGAGUUAAUACUUAUUACCUGGUGAUAUGAAGGUGUUUGGGUUAUGAUUUAGGACCUAUAGUAUGAGUGUUAGGAUUAUUACACGAGGGUAAGCUCAAUGUUUUAAUAGUGUUAGGACUUGGGGUAUUGGUUAACUAUAAUGUUACUAGUGUUAGUAUUAUGACUAGGACUUGCGUCGUUAGGGUUAUAUUCAGGGUAGAGGUUAUGGUUGAGCAUUAGAGCAGUGCCCGAAUGUAAAGACUUCACGUUAGGACUGCCAAGAUCGUUGACAUUUUAACACGAAAGUCAUUUAACUCGCUAACUGGGGAGUCCGUAUAGUCGAGACUUAAGUGGUCAACACUCCAACAUGCAAAACAAUUCACUGCACAUGACAUGUGCACGCGUGUGUACAUUUGCACAGCCCAGUGCAUGUGUUUAUACACACACACGUACACGGGUGUGUUUGCGCGCGUGCGCGUAGCAGUGUGUGCAAUACGCUGAGUGUGAGGUCGUGUGGGUGGCUGCGUAAGCUGUAUGGUGUCUGGUGUGGUGCCGUCUGUGCACUACGAGGUGUAGUAAGAGUGUGCGCGCGCUGUGCAUCGUGCAUACGCCAUGGUGUGUGCACGUGUGUACGAGUGUGCGUGCACUGUGUGGUGUGUAUUGCAUACACUCGGGGGAGUGUGGUGUGCACUGUGCGUGGUGCAUACACUUUGGUGUGUGCGUACAAGCGUGUGCAUUAACAUUGAGGCCUGAGCUGCCGUGCAGCCAAUCUGUGCCCCAUAGGGAGUUUUACCUUUGAGGUCGGAUUUCUUAUCUCUGCGUUUGAGCCUUGGGACCAAGCCCCUUGCAUUAACUCUCAUUUACCUCCCCACUCCUCCAUGCUGCAUUUGUAUCCCGUGCAGUCCCGAUUGUUAGCAGGGCAUUACGAGUUAUCACAACCAAAACGCCCUGUCGGAUCGACUCGGCCUAAUUAUCAUCAUCGUCUCUGCCGUGGCGGAUAAAACGAGCGGAUAAAACGAGCGCACACCGCUCAUUGGGUAGUCGAUGGGGAAGACAGGUUUUUGCCAUAGGAAUGUGGAAUUUGCAUUACUGGCUCAGGGUUUGACCAACAGAAAGUGAGCGCCACCCAAUGCUCAUUCAAUCGGGGAGGGGGGGAGGAGGGGGGAGACACUUCAUACUUUUUCUAAAUUUUAAAACAAAAAAACGUAUGGAGAACGAUAAAGACAAUUAACCUCCUUUUUUUAAGCUGCCGUUUUUUGUACGAUGAAACACAAAGAUUGUAAUUUAUUUUUUUGCACCUAAGCUGAGAAGCCGACGUGGGGUGGUUUGGGCGUUGCGAGUGUGGUAUUUUAUUUUUAUAUGAAAAAAAAAACCCAAUAACUGGAGAGAAGCGGCUUGGGGGGGGCGGGGUUUGGGUCAGGCUACCCACGACCUCUUCUGCGUGCGCGUGACCUUGCCGUGACCUCACGGCCACAGUCGCCACCGUGGAACCCGCGUCGUGUGUUUUUGUAACGCAGAGCAGCGCUGCCUCGUUCCACGUUAAGCUCGGCUGCGACGAUUUUGCCUUCAAACAAAUUUAAUCCGUCGGCAUCAAAAUGCUUUGCUAAGGCUGAGCUUUUGUAGUUGUCGUUGUUGGAAGCGAGAGUGGCGUCUCUAACGACCAGAGCUAUCCCAGCGCGAGAACCCACCCCGGAAUAGAAUCAACGGAGCGUAUGAUAGAAUGCUUGUCGAGUUUAAGUCGUAGUCGAGAAUUGGUGCAGGAGCCUAAUUCCGUUGAUUUUAGAAGCUUCGUCACUUCUGAUGCCCUCAUUUCAUCCGAUACAUAAUCCUCACCACAUCUAAUACAGAACCCUAAUCACGUACAAUAUUGAACUCCAAAAACGGAACCCUUAUCAGACACAGAAUCCUCAUCUCAUCCAGGACAGAUUCUCUAGCCCCAUGAAAUUCAGAGCCUUCAUCUCAUCCGAUUCAUAACGUUUGAUCCAUCGAAUAUAGAACUCUUAGCCCUUAAAAUUUAGCACCAUCAUCAAAUGAAAUAGUGAAUCCUUGACCUAUCUGCUACAGAAUCCAGGUCGCAUCAAAUACAGAACCCUGCAUCAUAAUCUACUACAGUAUCCCUCCUCAUCUCAUUAGUCUGCCUUAGCUCAGCCCACAAGUUAUACCGCUGGUUUGGCUGAAUUAAUGAGUCGUCAUCCUCAUGCAAAAUCUUGAGACGUUGCCAACUUUGUGAAAAAGUUUGGUUUGGCUUCGAAAAAGUGUUUUGAUUUGGCUUACAAUCGGCGAUACACUGGGCACAGUUAAGUGGCUCAUCGGCAAUCCACCGUGGGCCACAUGCAAACUUUGUUCAACUGCGCGAUUGCUCAUUUACAGACGUUGUUGCGGCUCCUGUGUUUCACGUCAUCUGAACGAGAAAAUGUUAAUUUAUUUCAUGAGGUCGGGUUCCCAUGAGCUCAAAGGUUCAGGGUAAACAGUUGAGGUUGGGUGUUUAAAGAUGAAAUUAAAGAAGCUGGCACGAAAGUUCACAUCGGGCAAGUUAAGUUAUUAUUAUUCCCGCAUCCCUUUUCCACACACACUCAAGUCUGGACAAACGGCCCAGCGGUGUGUACCUGCGUGCGUGAGUGCGUGCAUGCGUGCAGCGAUUGCCUAACAUGUGGAUGGCAUCCUUUGUUUAAUUAGGUGAGAGCCCUUUUGGAUUUAUCUUUUUUUUUUGCAAGGGGAGGCACUGAUGGGUUGGAGACGCUUAAAGAAGGACGGUUACUGACGUUUUAAUUCUUAGCCCCAGUCGAGGGCUACAUUAACGCACAGGCUACACAAUGGCCAGCUCUUGCGAAUGGUGUCACGGGGUUCCGAAACAUCUACGUUACAGCCGGCUGCGGGCUUCGGCAAAACAGAAAAUUUUCCCUCGUGAACCGAACGACGUAUGGCUAUACCUGUAGUCGAACCAUGCUCAAUGGCAGCAGUGGCUGUCUGAUUGCCACUGGGCCACCCACCGAGCCCCCAACCCUGCAGACAAUUUGGCUAAUUAGAGACUUGAAUGGGGCUGGUGUUGGUUAGUCGGGGUUAGGGCUACGACCCCUAACCCUGACGUGGUGCAGCAAUAUUGGUAAACUAUGUCAGGGUUAGGCAGGGUUAGGGAUAUUACCAUAAUCCCUGACCUGGUUUAACCUGGUGUUGAGCUGGGUCAGGUUUAGAGUCAGGGAAAGGGCUAUUGCUGUAAACCACAACCCGGUUUUACCUUUCGUGCUGGGCUGGUGUAGAGUAAGUAUGUGAGGCAAGUGCGAGAUUCACAGCCCAGUCCCUGUCCAGACUUGCGUUUGAAUUAAA
Molecule: messenger RNA, 12515 nt
Organism: Lethenteron reissneri (Far Eastern brook lamprey)
Lineage: Eukaryota; Metazoa; Chordata; Hyperoartia; Petromyzontiformes; Petromyzontidae
Product: putative ATP-dependent RNA helicase Pl10
Molecular function (GO): RNA helicase activity; nucleic acid binding; ATP binding
Source: RefSeq, a predicted model, not a curated record